Bicyclus anynana (squinting bush brown) is the source of this 1991-nucleotide messenger RNA. RefSeq names its product CDK5RAP1-like protein. NCBI's taxonomy places the organism in Eukaryota, Metazoa, Arthropoda, Insecta, Lepidoptera, Nymphalidae. The transcript is spliced from 7 exons. Gene Ontology annotation, biological process: negative regulation of cyclin-dependent protein serine/threonine kinase activity; tRNA modification. Gene Ontology annotation, molecular function: 4 iron, 4 sulfur cluster binding; tRNA-2-methylthio-N(6)-dimethylallyladenosine(37) synthase activity. The record is from RefSeq and is a predicted model, not a curated record. The coding region runs from base 112 to 1830 and encodes 572 amino acids. Gene Ontology annotation, cellular component: cytosol; mitochondrion.
UCGAAAACGAAAAUGUCAAACUUUAGAGGUUAAGAAAGAGAUUAUUACAAAACAGAUUAAUUUAUUUUAUAUUGACUAAAACAAAGCUUAAAAGUACACAAUUUAUUCGUAAUGUUCUUUUUACAAAAUACAAAAAGAUUUAUAAGAUAUAUUACCUGUUUUCCACGUCAAUGUCGAUGUAAAUCUGACGCAGCGUUUGAAUCUAAAAAACACCGCAUAAAACAUGGUCCCAGCUUAAAAGAUUUCAUUAUUCAGUCUACAGGAGCGUCUGAUGUUCCUAAUCAUCCUCCUCACAUACCUUACUUACCGGAAAAUUAUGGAGAUACCUCAAAAAGGAAAGUAUAUUUCGAUGUGUAUGGAUGUCAGAUGAAUUUAAGUGAUACGGAAAUUGUGUGGUCUAUUUUGCAAAAGGAAGGGUUUGAGAAGACUGAGAAAGAAGAGGAAGCUGACAUUUUCCUCGUCAUGACUUGUGCUAUUAGAGAAGGAGCUGAGAACAAAAUUUGGAAUCGUUUGGACCAUUUGAGAGGUUACAAGAGAAGGCGGUCAGUCUCGAGAAAUCGUCACAAGCCAAUUAAGAUUGGUAUUCUGGGUUGCAUGGCCGAGCGACUGAAAGAGAAAUUGAUUGAGAAAGAAAAGGCUGUUGAUGUUGUUGCGGGCCCUGACAGCUACAGAGACCUGCCCCGUCUCCUGGCGCUGACGGAGAGUGGCCAGACAGCUGUCAAUGUGCUGCUGUCCCUGGAUGAGACCUAUGCUGAUGUGGUCCCUGUCAGGUUGAACCAAAACAGUGUUUCUGCUUUCAUAUCAAUAAUGCGCGGUUGUGAUAACAUGUGCACAUACUGUAUCGUGCCGUUCACGCGCGGCCGCGAGCGCUCUCGUGCGGCCGCCUCCAUAGUGGACGAGGUGCGCCAUCUCGCGGACAGCGGCGUCAAGGAGGUGACGCUGCUGGGGCAGAAUGUCAACAGCUACAGGGACGUCACGGAGCAGAGCGGCAGAAGUGACACACAGUUGGCUACAGGUUUUAAAACUGUAUACAAAAGCAAGAAAGGUGGCCUGAGGUUUGCGGAUCUUUUGGACAAAGUGUCGUCAGUGGAUCCUGAGAUGAGGAUAAGAUUCACAGCUGCACAUCCUAAGGACUUUCCUGAUGAGGUGCUGCAAGUGAUAUCGGAGAGACCAAAUAUCUGCAAGAUGCUGCACCUGCCCGCCCAGGCCGGCAGCAGCUCGGUGCUAGAGCGCAUGCGCCGCGGUUACUCGCGGGAGGCCUACCUGCGGCUCGUCGCGCACGUGCGGGCCGUCAUACCGGGAGUGGGGCUAUCCACGGACAUGAUCUGCGGCUUCUGCGGCGAAACUGACGAGGAGUUUGAGGAGACGAUGACUUUGAUGGACAUCGUGGACUACAACGUGGCCUUCCUCUUCCCUUACAGCAUGAGAGAGAAAACUACCGCCUAUCGCCGUUACAAAGACGACGUACCUGACGAGGUGAAGAAGGAAAGACACGCCCGAAUGAUCGAGAUAUAUCGCAGGAAGUGCCAAAGGCUGCACGAGGCAGAAAUAGGGAAUGUACACUUGGUUCUUGUUGAAGGAAUUGUGCCCAAAACUGGGCAAAUUUUGGGCAGAAAUGAACACUAUAUAAAAGUUGUGUUUGAUGAUGUAGAAAUACCUUCCGGGGAGGGAAAUAGGGGGGUGAAGCCUGGGGAUUAUGUCGGGGUUAGGAUCCUAUCAGCCAAGUCUUCUGUUCUGACCGGCGUAGCGUUGUACCACAGCAGCAUUGGGGAGUUCUAUAAGGAUUACGGAUGGGCUGAUCGUGGUUUGUUAAGGGAACAGAAUGCUUAAUAUCAAGUUAAAUUCCCAAAUCCUUUAAUAAAUAAUGUUAUAAAGUUACAUAUUUCAAACUACAAGUAGAAUAGUAAGUUGUAAAUACAGAAUUAAAAUGUUUUUAAUGUAUGAUCAUGUAAAUAUUUGUUAUAUAUUAGUACAAUAAAUCGGAAAUGUAA